GGAUGCGCCGUUUUGGGAACUUUCCCUGCGACACCUAGCGGCGCACUGCAGUCUGGCCUGUGACAUAUAUCCCAGCAUCCCUCUGAACUCCAGUAAUCCAAGAUGGGCGACUUUUUGAGGGGAUUGCCGUCGUAUAACCAGACAAAUUUCACCCGGUUUCACAGCGAGUCCGGCGUCAAAACGACGAGUCGGAGACCACAAGUGUAUCUCCCUACCACUGACCAUCCUUCAGAACAAGUUAUCACAACAGAGAAGACCAACAUUUUACUGCGGUACCUGCACCAACAGUGGGAUAGAAAAAAUGCCCACAAAAAGAGGGACACCUCCAGAGCCAACCUAGAUGAUGAUGAUGACAGUGGUGACCUCACACCUCCCAAGAAAGUUCCCAGAUUAGGACAAAUGGAAGAGGGCAACAACACGUAAAACUUCGCUUCCACGAGUAACUGGGAACAACAGAGGAAAUGUCUACAAGCUGAUAGCCAAAGUCUUCAUUGCUUAGUGCAGUGGAGUGUCA
Messenger RNA from Branchiostoma belcheri (Belcher's lancelet), 514 nucleotides. Its product is annotated as DET1- and DDB1-associated protein 1-like. Gene Ontology annotation, biological process: positive regulation of proteasomal ubiquitin-dependent protein catabolic process. Lineage: Eukaryota; Metazoa; Chordata; Leptocardii; Amphioxiformes; Branchiostomatidae. Gene Ontology annotation, cellular component: Cul4-RING E3 ubiquitin ligase complex. The transcript is spliced from 5 exons. The record is from RefSeq and is a predicted model, not a curated record. Bases 103 to 423 code for a protein of 106 amino acids.